Molecule: messenger RNA, 519 nt
Organism: Meloidogyne enterolobii
Lineage: Eukaryota; Metazoa; Nematoda; Chromadorea; Rhabditida; Meloidogynidae
Source: the annotation of a GenBank genome assembly
AUGCCUGCUGCGCCUGCUCCACAUGCUGCUGUACCAUUUGAAAAUCAAUUACCGGCCGUUAUCGCUGCUGCGAUAGACGAUGCUGCUAUUAAUGGACAAUUAAAUAAUUUCAAUGAUAUUGCAAAUCCACCGCCUGCUAAUGAUGUUGUUAACGAUGUGCACCCACAAUUACAUAUGCUUGCUAUUGAAUGGUAUCCGGAAUCGAAUCCUCUUCAAUUAAAAGAAAAUGGGGAAAAUGAAGAUGCUUCUAAUGUGGGCUCCUCGUCUGAGAACGUUCCAAUGGUUGGCCAGACUAGUGCUUCAAAGAAUUUAAAGAGAGAACUUUUUGAGGAGACUGAUAAUUCUGUUGAGAAUCCACCAACAAAACGACUCAAGUUGGAAGAGGAAACAACCCAUCAAGAAAACAAUUCUAGCCUUCCACCUCCUAAUUUUGUCGAAAAUUUACAAGUCGACUCAAAUCGAAUUAUACCACUACCAGCAGUUCAAGAAGAAAAUUCUGACGACUUAAAUACUACUUGA